Messenger RNA from Aureobasidium subglaciale EXF-2481, 6684 nucleotides. RefSeq lists its product as uncharacterized. The transcript has 2 exons. NCBI's taxonomy places the organism in Eukaryota, Fungi, Ascomycota, Dothideomycetes, Dothideales, Saccotheciaceae. The record is from RefSeq and is a predicted model, not a curated record. Bases 1 to 6684 code for a protein of 2227 amino acids.
AUGCCCAACUACAGUGAUCGCGAGUCUAUUGACUCUGGUCGCCAGUCGGUGCCCAUGUGGGACAGCUCAGACCCAGACAGAGCCCCUCCGCCAUUGCCUAUUCCACCUGGCUCACCUGGUCUGGCCACACGUUCAAAUGCUUCGGCUAACAUCCAGGCCACGGCACAGAGGCUGACGGAGCGCGCUCGCGAGAACAUGCCCGCCAGCGUCUACACGACAAACCCGUCGCCUGCCACUUCACCCGACAAGUCACUCAUCAAGGGAGCUCAUCACCGCCGCCUACAGUCCCUGCAAACAGGAAGUGUUCGCGACCUUCGCUCUUUCAUUGAUGGUAUGCGCAACGGUUCUCCCGAGAGGCCCACCUCGAGAUCCACUGCCACUUCCCAAGGCUCGCCCACUCGUCCUGCCGAUGCCGACUACUUCUCAAGCCCUCCUCAGGACCACUCCACACCCACGCCUGCAGACAGAUACGCUCUCAGGGACGCUCCUAACCUCCGUCCUGCCUCUCGUCCCAGAGCCAUACUCGGCGAGAACACUCCUCCAUCGGCCACCAUGCUCGCUCUACAGACCAUGACCGCCCGCGAUCCCGACUCUUCUCUACACGACAUCACGAACUCUUCUCCUUCUCGCGAGCCCAAGACAUUGAACGAAAUGAUGGCCCAGCUUACGAACAUCACGAACAUAACGUCAGGCAUGCAAAAGGACAUGGCCCAGCUCAACCGCCGUAGCAAGGACAAUGCCGCCGACCUGAUCGGCUUGAAACAGGCUGCUGACAGUCGUGACGAAGAGAUCCGCAGAAACUUGCGUGACCUCCUUUCCAAUGUGACGGCUUCUGACGCUGGCUCCGUCUUUGGUGGUAGAUCAUCCGCAUUCGGUCUUGGUCUUCUCGAGAACAAAAGCAUCACCUCACCAACUGCUGGAGCAAGACCCUUUGGCUCGCUUCCUCGCUCAAACAGUCAUGGCAGCUUCCUCGACCCUGGCAGUCCCAACCCUUUUUCCGUGGACGGUGCCGCCAGUGUGGCCAUGCUGGAGAAGAUCAUCCGCGAGAUGGUCACCAAGGAUGGCCAAGAUCGCCUUCUAUCGACUUUGUCUGAAUUGCUCGACAAGCACAGCAGGGAUAACGUCCAGGCUAUCGAGACCGCUCAAAAGGUCGCCGAGCUCUCGGACUUCAUCAAGGAAAAGUCCGGUAGUCAUGCUCUUGUCCGUCAUUCCAUGGACUCUCAGGACGAUGAACAGAAGUCAAAGGCCAUUGAUGCCAUGAGCGCCGACAUUCUGAGACUGCUCCAUAAGAUCAAGGACAGCACCUCUCAAAGCGGUGGCUUGAGCAACGAGAUCAAGGCACUUCUUCAGAACCUUCGUGGCGAGGUUCUAGGCAUGGGUCGCGAGCUCGGUCGCCAACUUGAUCAGGCCAACUCUACUUCUAGAGUCGCCGAAGAUGGCUCGCAGAUCAAGACCGACGUCGAGGAGAUUGUCAACCAAGGUCUCUCCCAACUCAGAGAGCAUAUGGAACACAUCAUCCAGCAAAACUCGCAACAACUCAUCAUGUCCAAUCACCAGGACGAGAACAAGAGCAAGGACAUGUACGACAUUGUCAAGAGUGCCAUCACAGAGCACAGUUCUGCUCUUGUUCAGACACAGCCUCAAUCAGACGGGCUUGAUAGAGCAAGCAUUCUCGAAGCAGUUAAGGAUGCCAUCGAAGAGUUCAGACCAGAGAUAGAGCUUCAACAAUUCGGUCUCGAACGCGACGAGAUUCUCUCCGUCUUGAAGGAAGGUUUACACGACUACCAAGCCAACAAGGAACCCUCCGCAUCACCCGGUGCCAACAUUGAGGAAGUUGAAUCAGCCAUGCAGCGUGCUCUUCAAGAGUUCAACCCUCCCAGACCCACUGAUGAGAUAGCUUCUUUCAAGGAAGAUCUGCUUGCGUCUAUCCGCCAAUCUAUCGAAGAGCUCAAAUCUGCUGGUCCAGAUGAUGCCGCCACUCAUGCCAUUGUUCUCGGAGCUGUCAAGGAGGGUCUUGAGAACCAUGGGCCUCACGCUCCUCGUGAAUUUGACAUCAGCAGAGACGAUCUUUUCGAGGCUGUGAAGGCCAGUCUCGAUGGCUCAACUCUUCCAUUUGGCAGCUUUGGUGAACAAGUUUUGGGCCAACUUCGCAAUCUCAUCGAGGAGAUGAAAGUUGAAUUCAAGCAGUACUCCGCUGCCAAUGGCCACGACACUGAGCAAGUUUUGGACGCCCUUAAGGAUGGCCUCGAAUCCUUGCGCCACGAAGUCGAAUCAUAUGUUGACCGCGCUCAGGAUGUGACAGGCAAGGAUGAGAUUGUCGACGUCGUCAAGAGUGGUCUGGAGCAACUUCGCGGUGAUGUUCAAGGCUAUUGCGCCGAAGGACCUUCCAAUGGCCGUAACGAGAUGAUUGACUACAUCAAGGCUGAAUUUGAGCAUCUUCAUGAGGCUGUCAGCGGUCUUGGAACUCGUGAAGGCGACGAAGGUCGUCCUUCAAGCACUUCUGAAAUCCUCGUUGCUCUCGAAGCUGGAUUCUUAGAGCUCAAGAACCAGACCGCUAGCCGUGAUCUUCUCGAUGAGACUAACGAGGAAGUCUUGGAAGCCAUGAAGGCUGAGUUUGAAGCCCUUCGUGACGCUGUCAUCGCCGGCUCUAAUACACACAAGGCUGAGGUUAUUGAAUCACUCCAGGAGAGCCUCGAUGCCCUUCAUGGCAAGAUCGGCCACCGCGAGGAUGGUACUUCUGACAAUGAGCUCUUGCUGUCUAUGAAGGAUGAGCUGGCUCAUCUUCGCGAGACAAUCGCUAGCACUCUCCUGAAGUCCUGCGCCGCCGCUGAGCGCGACGAGAUGAUUGAGACUAUUCGCGAGGCCGUCGACACCAUCCGUAUACAGAUCAGCUCUGAGCAGGGUGAAGCUCACGCUGUGACUCUGGCCGCGCUCAAGGAGCAGCUGGAGAAUUUCCGCGAAUCUACCACCAAGGGCCUUGUUCUCAGUAGUGGCGACAACAACAACAACGAUGAGGAAGCUACUCAGGCACCCCUUGAUGAGAUAAGAACUCGUCUCGACGAAAUCGCUGCUGCCAGCUCAGGCUCAGGUGUCAACACAGCUCUCUUGGAGGCCAUCCAAGGUGAGUUCCAACAAAUUCGUCACUCUCUGGGUACUGGUGGCUCUCGCGCCGAUACGGAAGAAGUUCUUGACGCUGUCAGACUUGGUCUGGAUGAUCUCCAGUCGUCUCUUGAGAAGAAGAUCGACAACCCCGAGGUGCACAGAAAUCUCAACAACGAGCUCAUGGACACUCUCAAUGAGGGCCUUGACAACAUGCGCUCAGACGUGUCCAAGAUCAUGGACAAGCCUGUCGAUAUGACUGUCAAUUACGAGAUUCUGGAGACGCUGAAGGAGGGCGUUGCUAGCCUUCGCGCUGAUAUGGAGAAGCUUACUGGUGGCGACCGUCCAUCAACAUCUCUUGGUAGUGAACUAAUUCUUGCCGACGCACCCGGUGAGGAUGGAUCACGCGAACUCAGGGAAGACGACAAGGCUGCUCCUUCUGUCAGUCUCAAGGAGAGAAUGGAGGCUCUGUUCGCACAACUUCAUAUCAAGGUUGAAGGCCUUGCUGCAAGCAUCGGCGAUAUGCCUACCUCCUCGGCUGCUCCUGCUGAGGGUACCGUAUUGAAGGAAGAUCUUUUCGGUAUGGAAGAGACUCUUCGACAGAUCCAAGAUGCCCUCUCAAUUAUGGCUAAGAAAGGAAAUACUGAGCUUGAUAACGCUGUCACCAAGGAAGACACCGACGCCAUCGAGACCUUGCUACGCAAUACCAAGGCACAUCUUGAAGAACUCCCUGCAUCUAUUGCCAGUAGAGAACAGCUGGACGAUGUCGAGGCAGUAGUCCGUAGCGCCAAGGAAGCCAUUGAUGGUCUUGCUACCAAGGAGGACGUAACUGUCGUGGAAGUUCUCCUCAAGGACCUCGCCAUUGCUUUUGAGGAUUCUAAGUCCAGGGCACCGGAGCAAGGCGAAGAGGAAGACACAGCUUCUCGUUUGAACAAGGCAGACUUGGACGCUCUUGGCAUGCUCUGUACUGAGAUCAAGGAGAAGAUCUCAGAGCUCAACCUACCCGAUCCUGAUGCACUCCCAUCCAAGGCCGACGUUGAACAAAUCACUGGCCUCAUCAAUGACUUCCGUGAGAGCCAUGACAAGGUCAGAGAAGGUUACGAGAAUGAUAUCGCCAUCACUGCCAAGGCUUUCGACGACCGCAGAAAGGAGGCUGAGGAGAUGACCGAGGCUAUCUCUGGUGUCAAGGCUUUCUUGGAGGAAAUCAAGGCUGAGAUACUUGCCAAGGUCGAAGAAGGCACACCCGGUAUGGCUGAUAUCGAAGAGGCUAUCAAGUCGAUUGAUGAAAAGGUUGCUGGUGACGAAGGCAUUGGAGCCGACAUCAAGGAAAUCUUGGAGACUGUCAAGAACGAGUUUGAGCGCUCGCAUGAAUCUCUGGGCGGCAUCAAGAUCGACCAUGAGCAGAAUAGCUCCACUUUGCUUGAGAAGCACGCCGAGCACAAGGAUGCCAUUGUGGCUGCUGUGACCGAGAAGGUCGACUCUUGCUUCGACGGUCUCAUGAGCAAGUACGAUGACGCCCAAGCCGCUGCGCACGACAAUGCAAAGUCUAUGGAAGAGCAGGUUGAACAGCAGAAGGAGAUACUGAACAGCACCAAGGAGAUGACUGAUGAGUUGAAGCUCUCUAUCGACACAUUGGGCACGUCUUUGACCGCAUUCAUUCCUUCCUUCAACGAGGCGACCGAGAAGAUUUCCGAGGACUCCAAGACUGUGUUCGAGAAAGUCGAAGGCGCUAUGCUCAAGAUGGACGAGCACAAUGACGGCAUGAAGACCGAACAUCAGACCACUCGUGAGGAUGUUGUCAGGGUCGUGGAGGCCAUUGCUCUUCUCCAAGGAGAGGUCACCGAGUACAACCCUCAAUUCUCCAUGUCGCUCAAGGAGCUCCACGCUCUGGUCGGUGCUCACUAUGAGUACUCGCAACAACUUGCUGCCACUGCUGAAGAACAAGCCAAGACAGUUCAUGACACUAUUCGUACCGUUACCGAGGAGUCGAAAACUCACAUUGAAGGUCUCUUCGCUGAGAACCUCAAGAAACACUUCUCCGAGAACCUCAGCGCGCAGACAGAGGAGCUUAAAGGGGCUCUUCCUGCCUUGCUUCCUGCGCUUGCUGAGCCGGCAGAGAAGUAUGAUGACACUGCUAUUCAUGAGAAGCUCGAUAAGCUCGUUGGUGACACCGCAGUUCACGAGAAGCUUGACACUCUUGUCAACCUUGCUGGUGAAGCCGGAGCAGCCACCGCUCAGUUGGAACGUCUUGAUGAGAUCCACGCUCAAGUCAAGGCUACUGCUGCCGAAGUAUCUGCAUUCGUUGCUAUCCAGCAAAAGCAGAUUACCGAAGGUCAGGAGAGCAAGGAACGUGAGGCAGAAGAGCUUGCCCUACUCCUUGAACGUCGCCAAGUGCAGAAGGACAACAUCGAGACCGACAUUUCUUCUCUCAAUGAGGAGAAGGAAAGCCUUCAGGCUAUCGUCGAGGCUCUUCGUGCUGAGAAGGAUGCUCUCGCUGCGCAGAAGGCUCGUCUGAACAGUGAUGUCUCUUCUCUUCAUACCGCUCUGGAGAUUAGACGUGAAGAAUUGCACAUCAUGGAUGAGAAGGCCGAUGCUCUGGAACGUCGCAUUCUCGAAGGUUUGAUCGAUCACUCUCGUGCCAUGCUUCUUACACAAAAGACACCUAAGAUGUCGCCCAAGAAGAAGCCCCUGCGUGAUCUGCGUCUGCCUAGCGAUGCUUCAACGACAAACCUUCCGGCUCCUACCACUCCUAGCCUUCUGCAGAGUCACGCUCUCGCUAUGAAGACUCGCGGUAUGCCCAAGAAGACUGGCACUACUCCUAACACUGGUGAACGCCGCAUAAUGUCACUCAGUCAGAUCAGCCGCAAUCUCCCGACUGGCGGACCUGCUACAUAUGCUGCUGCUGCACCGAGCCUGGUUUCGGCACAAGGCUCUAUCAAUCGCAGUCAGUCUCUCAAGCAUAACAAGCUUCGCAAGAUUUCUUGGGGCACCGCACGUGCUGCAGCUGACAAGGAGAACGACAUUGAAGAGGUGACUGAGAUUGAUAGCAACUACGGUGGAUCUCGUCCUGUGAGUAGAGACUCUGAAUACCGCCCUCAGAGCCGUGACUACGACUCUCGCCCCGUCAGCCGCGACAGUCUUGACUCUUCGUACUACAACAGCAGUAGACGCAGCAUUAGCUACGCUGGAAGUCAGAGCGCUUGGACUGAGUCAAACUCUGGCAUUACUGACGAUGGUCGUCGUACUAGCUUGGGCACGCUCGGCACCUACGAGACUGGUAGCUACAUGACUGGCAGCGACAUUGACCGUCGUACCAGUAUUGGCAGCACCAUCCGCAGCACUAUGGAUCGCUCAAUCAUCCACGAGGAAGAGGAUGACAGUGAUCUUGAGAGCGAGUAUCACGUUGGCCUCGAGACUCCAGCUGUGCCCGUUGAGGCUACUAUUGGCAAGGACAUCGUACACUACGCACCUCCCAGCGACUCUGGCAUUGGCUCUGACCUUCCCACCGCGGCUCUUCAAGGCAAUGUUGACUACUUCGCUGGUGCCGUCGUUCCCACAACUGUACACGAAGACAGGGCUGCUUGA